Messenger RNA from Cordyceps fumosorosea ARSEF 2679, 1587 nucleotides. Its product is annotated as signal recognition particle 54 kDa protein. The record is from RefSeq and is a predicted model, not a curated record. Gene Ontology annotation, biological process: SRP-dependent cotranslational protein targeting to membrane; SRP-dependent cotranslational protein targeting to membrane, translocation. Lineage: Eukaryota; Fungi; Ascomycota; Sordariomycetes; Hypocreales; Cordycipitaceae. The coding region runs from base 1 to 1587 and encodes 528 amino acids. Gene Ontology annotation, cellular component: signal recognition particle, endoplasmic reticulum targeting; cytosol. The transcript has 2 exons. Gene Ontology annotation, molecular function: endoplasmic reticulum signal sequence receptor activity; GTPase activity; 7S RNA binding.
AUGGUUCUUCAAGAUCUCGGCCGCCGUAUCAACUCGGCGGUCACCAACCUGACCCGCGAGCAGAACCUCGAUGAAAAGGCUUUUGAUGCCAUGAUCAAGGAAAUCUGCGCCGCCCUCCUCGAAGCCGAUGUUAACGUUCGACUGGUCGGCCAACUACGAAAGUCGAUUAAAAGCACAGUCAACUUCAAGGACAUUCCCCCUGCCGUGAACAAGAAGCGAUUGAUUCAAAAGGCUGUCUUUGAUGAACUGGUGAAGCUCGUCGACCCCCAUGCGGAGCCAUUCAAGCCCAAGAAGGGCAAGCCGAACGUCAUCAUGUUUGUCGGCCUCCAGGGUGCUGGUAAGACGACAACGUGUACAAAGCUCGCCCGACACUACCAGACACGAGGCUUCCGAGCUUGCCUUGUUUGCGCCGAUACCUUCCGAGCCGGCGCUUUCGAUCAGCUGAAGCAAAAUGCCACCAAGGCCAAGAUUCCAUACUACGGUUCACUCACGGAGACGGACCCCGCCGCCGUCGCACGUGCCGGUGUCGAACAAUUCAAGAAGGAAAAAUUUGACAUCAUUAUUGUUGAUACAUCCGGAAGACACAGGCAAGAGUCGGCGCUAUUCCAAGAAAUGGUUGACAUCCAGGAGGCCAUCAAACCGGAUGAGACCAUCAUGGUGCUGGAUGCCUCUAUUGGUCAGCAGGCCGAAUCGCAAGCCAAGGCUUUCAAGGAGGCUGCGGACUUUGGUGCCAUUAUCAUUACCAAGACUGAUGGCCACGCACACGGUGGUGGCGCCAUCUCUGCUGUCGCUGCCACGCAUACCCCGAUCGUUUUCAUUGGUACUGGUGAACACAUGCUGGACCUCGAACGCUUCGCGCCGCAACAAUUCAUCCAGAAGCUUCUGGGCAUGGGCGACAUCGCUGGCUUGGUGGAACACGUGCAAAGCUUAAACCUGAACCAACAGGAUACCAUCAAGAAUAUUCAGGAAGGCAUCUUCACAAUUCGCAAUCUGCGCGACCAGCUUUCGAACAUCAUGAAGAUGGGUCCGCUAUCCAAGAUGGCUGGCAUGAUUCCUGGUAUGAGCAACAUGAUGCAGGGCAUGGAUGAUGAAGAGGGAGGCAUGAAGCUGAAGCGCAUGAUCUACAUCUGCGACUCAAUGACGGAAAAGGAACUGGACUCAGACGGCAAGAUGCUCAUUGAUGAGCCCACGCGCAUGACCAGAAUCGCUCGUGGAUCUGGCACGUCGGUACGGGAGAUUGAGGAUCUACUGACGCAACAGCGCAUGAUGGCGGGCAUGGUCAAGAAGAUGGGUGGAAACAUGAAGAACAUGCAACGCGCCCAACAAGCCAUGAGCGGCGGCAACAAGGCCCAGCAGAUGGCGGCCAUGCAGAAGCGUCUCGCCAGCAUGGGUGGUGCUGGCGGUGCAGGUGGCAUGCCCGACAUGGGUUCGUUGAUGAAGAUGCUUGGCGGCGGUGGCGGCGGUGGCAUGCCUGGUAUGCCUGGCGGCAUGGACAUGCAGGCCAUGAUGCAGCAGAUGGGCAUGGGCGGCGGCGGAAUGCCGGGCAUGCCGGGAAUGCCUGGUGGCGGCGGCCGCGGAAGACGAUGA